UGGAAUCGGCUAAAGUGAUUGUUGACAGUCAUAUUUGUGAAAAUCAAAUUUGAUCAAAUAAAAUUUUCCGUCUGCGUAAGAUGAUCAAAAAAAGUUUUUAAAACGCUGGCAUCACUUUGAAUGAUAAGUAGCAUUGCCAUUUUACACAAAAAUGUUUAAAAUUUGCAUUCGAAAUCCAAACACUUGUUAUGUCAAAAAGAAUACAUUUUGAAAGAUAAAUAUAGAACCUAUAAUGUCAAAUUGCAUAUAAAAAAAAUUGCAGUUGAGGUGCCUCACUUUUUUCUCGUAUUGCAUUUUAUUUUUUUCGUGUGUUUCGCUGUAAAUUUUGUUUAUUUUCGUUUUGCCGGCAAAAGUUUUUUGUUUAUAAGUUUAGUGCAACUGAAUAAAAUGAUGACACACGCAAACAAAACACAAAUGAAAUUGAUGACGGAGUUCAUGGAGGAGAAUCCGGAUUUGGCCAAAUCCUUUUCUGCUUCUAACAUAAAUUCGCGGGAAACCCAAAGAAUGCUAUGGGAAAGGCUCACGUUGAAAUUAAACGUAAAUGGGCCACCCACGAAAACCAAAGCAGAGUGGAAAAGGAUUUGGACAACUAGGAAAUAUAGCGCAAAAAAAAAACUUAUUGAAAAUAAAAAGUCUAUUGCGAAGACAGGUGGAGGUCCAUAUACAGAACUGCCUUUAGAUAGCAAUGAGGAAGCUAUUAUACAAGUUUGUGGAAUCGAAGCAGCCGUAGCCGGAAUCGGUGGGGUUUCAAGCUUCGGCUGUGAUGAGCAAAUUUUAGAGACAGAAAUAACUGACCUCAUUGGGGACUCAACACCAUCGGAGCAAAUUCCCGAUUCCGCUCCCGCCCCCUCCUCGGUGAGCACAAAAAAUCGACAAAAACAAACCCCUAAAGAGGAAGAGGGUAUUAUUCUUGCAAGAAGACAAGUUGAGUUGCAAGAAAAAUUUGUUUCCGUGCAGGAAGAUAUUGGCAAAUCCCUGAAGGAAGUCACAGUGGCAAUCAAAGAUAUGAAGGACUGUGUUGCACUUUUGUGCCAAGAAAAAGAAAAGGAACGGCAAUCGGCCAAUGCCUUAAAAAAAGAAGAGCUCCAACUAAAAAGGAUGGAGAUCGAAUUAGCAAAGGCGGCCACAGAUCUUCAAAUGCUAGAGCUCAGAAAAUGAGAACAUCAAAUAUUAUCAACAAACUGCCUUACAAUCAACUAAGUGCUGUGCUUAAAGUUUAAGUUUUUUUUUUAUGAAGUUUUUGUUUUUUUUUUACU
Molecule: messenger RNA, 1256 nt
Organism: Episyrphus balteatus (marmalade hoverfly)
Lineage: Eukaryota; Metazoa; Arthropoda; Insecta; Diptera; Syrphidae
Exons: 4
Coding region: 388-1158 (256 amino acids)
Source: RefSeq, a predicted model, not a curated record